This is a messenger RNA of Mollisia scopiformis, 545 nucleotides long. RefSeq lists its product as uncharacterized. Bases 171 to 545 code for a protein of 124 amino acids. The transcript has 2 exons. Lineage: Eukaryota; Fungi; Ascomycota; Leotiomycetes; Helotiales; Mollisiaceae. The record is from RefSeq and is a predicted model, not a curated record.
CAGCUCCCCAUUUUUUUUUUUCCACAGCAGUACUUUCAACGAGCGCUCGAAAAGUGUUGAGUCUCAACCCCGCAUACGUCAUUCCUUCAAUCUCCUCCCUCUCCUCUAUUCCCGACUACUCACUCCACGACUUGCUUUCUUCCUUUUCCUCAUCUACAACACACCACAAAAUGUCAGAAGCAACAAACACCAAACUCAUGGACACGGAGCCCGGAGGCGAACAAACGCAGCACGUCCUCCUCCUUGUCUGCUCUCCUCUCCUCUCCUCCCUUCCUAACAUCUAUUCUAUAGACUCUUCUUCUUCGGGCCAAAACAAGAAGCAAGAUGAAGCAGAUAAGUCAGAAAGAGGCGAAAAAACAGCCGAAAACAUAAGAUACGGCGAAGCGAUCUCAGAGCACGGGUUUGGCGGCGAGACGGUGGGGAAUGGGGGGAAAGCAGACGCUGCGGAUGGGUUUGGGGAGAUUGAGGAUCAGAGUAUAGAGGGGCAGCAGAGGAGGAGGGAACAGCAGGGGUAUGAGGGUGCGGGGAGUGGUGUUGGUGGCUAG